UUCCCUCACUCUGAAAACCUUCUCACCCAUAACACCUGAAUGGUGAAUAUGAGACACUUCAGACCCAUUGCUGUGAAAUUCCGCUUGUCCCCCACCUACGCCACUACCCUCCAUGAUUCUCCUCCUUCACCGGUGAGCCUCCACCAAACCAUCCGCUUCAUCACCAAAGUCCGCCUCAAAUGGGUGAAGAACCGCGGCCUUGACCACAUUAUCGACCGCGACACCGACAUCAAAGCCGCCGCUCUCCUCAUCGACCUUAUUGGCCGUUCGCCAUCUUCCUCACCCCUCCCUGUUCGUUCCCUCUCCCAUCUCCAAAAAACACUAGGCCUCACCAUACCCCUUCUCCGCUUCCUCCGUCGCUACCCCACCCUCUUCCUCGAAUCCCCUCACCCGCGAUACCCCUCCCUUCCCUCAUUCUCCCUCGCCCCAGCUUCCGUCCUUCUUCGUCGCCGCGAACUCGAUCUUUGCUCUGCUGACGCCGCUGCUGCGGCUUCCCGCCUUGCGCGCCUCCUCAUGAUGUCUCGUUCUCGUUCCCUUCCGCUCCGCGCUCUCGCUUCCCUCCGCUACGAUCUCGGCCUCCCAUCCACCUUCGCUACUUCACUUGUCCCUUCUCGCCCUGAUCUCUUCCGAACUGUUUCGAGCGGCGGCCAGCACCGCCUCGCUCUCGUAGAUUGGCCUUCCGAUCUCGCUAUCUCUGCCCUUCAGCUUCGCCACGCCGACUCCAUUUCGAAUCCUUCGUACCGGGAUUUUAAACGCGGUGCGUUUUCCUCCGCCACGCCGCUCACCUUUGCCAUGAGCUUUCCCCGUGGAUAUGGCGCGCAGAAGAAGGUCAAGGCCUGGAUGGAGGAGUUUCACCGCCUUCCCUAUUUUUCCCCUUAUGACGACUGUUCUGGGAUCGACCCAGAGAGCGAGUUGAUGGAGAAGCGCACUGUAGGGGUUCUGCAUGAGAUUCUUAGCCUCAUGAUUCAUAAGAAGACGAAGAGAAAUUAUAUUAGGAGCCUGCGGGAGGAACUCGGGCUGCCUGAGAGGUUUACUAGGAUUUUUACUAGGUAUCCUGGUAUUUUCUAUUUGUCCAUGAAGUGUAAGACGACAACUGUGAUGUUAAGGGAAGGUUAUCUGAGGGGGAAGCUUGUUGAUCCCCAUCCGAUCACAUUGUUGAGGGAUAAGUUGUUUUAUGUGAUGAGGACUGGAAUAUUGUACAGGGGUAAGGGCAUGUCAAAGCUAGUGUUGAAUGAAGAUGAUUUAGACCGGUUAGGGGAUGAAGGCGGCGGGGAAGAGAAGUUCGAGGGAGGGAGUCAGGGUUAUGAUGAGGAUGAGGAUGAAGAGGGUGAAUGCUAUGAAGUGGAGGAUGAUGAAUCUGAAUCUGAAUCAGACUCAGAUGAGGACUAAAAUGAGCAUUGGUUUUUCCUUAUUUUACUUGAUAGGAAGCUGGAUGAUUUGUCAUGGGGGAGUUCUGUCCAUGUGUGGUAUUUUCUGCAGCAUUCAUGGUCAGUGCAUGUAGUGCAGGCGAGCAGCAAGAAAGUAUAAUUCCUGAACUUUCUCCUGUCAUAUUUAUUAGCUUGUUUUUCUGUGCUCUCUUUUUCCUUCAGGAUCCAUUCGUUGUCUGCAGUAUGUUUCCUAGAUUUCACAGUUUGAUCUAUUCAUUCUCAGCAUUUCUGGCUGUUGAAUUGGUCCUAAAAAUCUUG
This is a messenger RNA of Phalaenopsis equestris, 1685 nucleotides long. Its product is annotated as protein ROOT PRIMORDIUM DEFECTIVE 1. NCBI's taxonomy places the organism in Eukaryota, Viridiplantae, Streptophyta, Magnoliopsida, Asparagales, Orchidaceae. Gene Ontology annotation, molecular function: RNA binding. Bases 40 to 1389 code for a protein of 449 amino acids. The transcript has a single exon. The record is from RefSeq and is a predicted model, not a curated record.